Messenger RNA from Neltuma alba, 900 nucleotides. Its product is annotated as OTU domain-containing protein At3g57810-like. Bases 1 to 549 code for a protein of 182 amino acids. The transcript has 6 exons. Gene Ontology annotation, molecular function: cysteine-type deubiquitinase activity. Gene Ontology annotation, biological process: protein deubiquitination; ERAD pathway; endoplasmic reticulum unfolded protein response. The record is from RefSeq and is a predicted model, not a curated record. NCBI's taxonomy places the organism in Eukaryota, Viridiplantae, Streptophyta, Magnoliopsida, Fabales, Fabaceae. Gene Ontology annotation, cellular component: nucleus; cytosol.
AUGAAGCUAGCAGGAAUUAGCCAUCAACUUCACCUCAAACCCCAAAAGAGACAUCUCCAACCUGAAAAAUCAUCGCAUCCUGUCAACGACGACCCUUCUCGCCUUUCUGUGAUUCGAGUACCUGGAGAUGGAAGGUGUCUGUUUAGAUCAGUUGUGUACGGAGCCUGUCUCAGAUCUGGAGACCCAUCUCCAAGUCAAUCCAAGCAAAAACAACUCGCUGAUGAUCUCAGAAACAAAGUAGUGGAUGAAUUCAUCAAGAGGAGAGCUGACACUGAGUGGUUUCUAGAGGGUGACUUUGAAACCUACACAGGGCAAAUGAGAAAGCCUCACAUAUGGGGAGGAGAGCCUGAACUUCUCAUGUCCUCUCAUGUUUUACAGAUGCCAAUAAGAGUGGUGAUGCAAGACAAGAACAAUGGAGGGGUGAAGGUAAUAGCAGAAUAUGGGCAAGAGUAUGGGAAGGAGAGCCCAAUCCAACUGAUGUAUCAUGGCUAUGGUCACUAUGAUGUGCUCAAGACUCCUCCUCCUUCUUCUUCCUUCUCUCACUCCUAAACUAACAUCUUCUUCUAUAAGGAUUAACUUUACAACAUCUAUAUUGGUAGGAUUCUACGUCACUCUCUCUUUAAUAUAUACUCUCACUUCAGAUUCUCUUCUCUGUUUCUAUUAAUUUGUAUCUAGCUAUCAAGCAAAUUGGUUCUAAUCUAAUUUAUGAUUAGUUUAAUUUCGUUGCUUGAAUAAUACUUUUUUCAAUUUUAAAUGUAAGAGUUAGUUGAGAGUUUUGAUUUGAUUCUAAAUGUGAAACUUCAAUAUACUUUUAUCUUUAGUAGAGAGUUUUGAUUUGAUCCUAAAUGUAAAACUUCAAUAUACUUUUAUCUCUCAAAUUUAUAAUUUCGUUUUGAAUUA